AUGAUAUUAAAAACUGUGACAGAAUAUUAUGAUCAGAAUAAUUCUAAAGUAAGUGAAUUUAUCAUAACUCCUAUUUCUUCAGAUCUGAACAAUUUACCAAAAGCUGAAAUAUUAGCAAAGUCUUUAUCAGAAGCUCAAAUAA
Messenger RNA from Ambispora gerdemannii, 142 nucleotides. Lineage: Eukaryota; Fungi; Glomeromycota; Glomeromycetes; Archaeosporales; Ambisporaceae. The record is from the annotation of a GenBank genome assembly.